AUGACACCGCAAGAAGAAUCUCUCCUCGCAGUCCCCAGGACGCCCAAGAAACCCAAUCAGAGCGACCCGGUUCGAGAGGUGAUCGACAAGCUCAACCGCGACUAUAAUGUCUCAAUAAAGGUACCCGACGUUACCCUUACGCCUUCGGCCACGCGCGAACGCGCCCAACAGGACGCCGCAUUUGCCCGCAGCGAGGAGAUUGUGCGACAGCUUCGAUACCACUGUUUCCAUCCCACUCUUCUUGACAGAAUCUUGUACUCCUUCCACCUGGAAGCCCGCGCUGCCAGCCAAAAAUGGAUCCGACUAUACGACGGCGACGGCGACGACGACGCAGUCGUCCCAGACCCAACAGCCCCCCCGAGGGCAGAGUCUUCGGGACAGGUUCUGGAGUUCCAGGAGAUCUUCAUCAGCAUCUUGAACCAGGCUCGACCACGCCAGCCAAAGUUUAGGACCUUCACUCGAGCCCACACUGGUCCAGCCGCCUACGCCAGCGCCGAUAUGUCCAUGUCCAAGAGAAGACCCGAAGUGGACACUGAGGUAAACUUGACCAAGAAGGUAAAGGGCAAUCUUAUGGACAGCAAGGGCAGUGGUCAGAGGGUUUCUGAUGCUCUGGACUUUGUUCCUAUUCGCUCGCGGUCCGUCAUUUCCGAGCCUUCGGCAGCAAAGUUCAGCAGAGACGUCCGAGAACCUCUCAGAUCAAAAACGGCGUGCAGUGUACGAGAGAGCGUCUACGGCAACACUUCAUUCUCAACAGCUGCAAGCACCAGCCGGGCCUCGCUCUUCUCCGUGGUCGACGGAUGCCUUCCGGGUACCCAGGAGACGAUACCGGCUCCAAUCGAAGAGGAACUCGCUAGCUGUCUGCCGCCUGCUCGCGAGCCAACCUCUUUCGUGGAACACGACCUAGAGACGUCGUCGAAGGCCGUCAGGAAACCAACAGAACCUGCCGCACCUAUUCCACUUGCCAGUUCGCCCGGUGCAACGGGCAAUUCCGAGAUCUCGGCUUUCGAUGAUCCCAUUUUUUGCAAGCUUCAGAAACCCCUUGCUCGACAAUCGGAGCCGAACAACCUUCUGUCACGGCUCGAAGCCUCCUGGCCCAGGUUUCCGUGCUGGCUCAACCGCGCCCCCUUCGCAGUUGCAUGGGAGGCCACCCGCAUUGCAGUCCAUUGCGGUGUUGACUUGGGAGAGGUGGUGGAUAUGACGUACGCCGAAAAAUGGAUCAACUACAAUGAGCUCCGAAAGUCCCUCCUGGCGCAUCCCUUAUUCGCUGGCAAGUCGUUCCCAGAGAGGCCCGAGCCAGAGGCGUGGGCUGCAGCAAUGGCCGGGUUCAAGACUGUUCGUGGACAGCACGUUGUCUUCUCCGCGUCUCUUGGCCAAGUUUCCCGAGCGAAGAAGGGUCCCAUCUUUACACUGUCCAUGUCGCCAGUCUCGCUGGAUCAGGGCUGUCGUCUACAUCGCCGUUUUGGCUCCGAUCGCUUCUUGGAACUUUUGGUCCCGUCUCCCAACUCUUGGGAGGCGCCCAUCGAUACCCGGGAAGCUUCACAACAAACUAUUCUCUGGCUCUCUUCAAAACUACAUUAUCUUGCUGGGAGAAAGUGGCGCGCGUUUUUCUCGAGGGAUGCAGGUUACAAGAUGCCCCAGAAGGGGCUGAAUCUCCGUCAAGAGCCGAAGCCCGUUUUCCGAGAGAGAGUGAGCCUCUUCGCCGAAGACGGCAACAGUUUUCAUCCAACCUCACCACGUGGAACAUUGUUGUCCAGCGAUAACCUUCGGGAGCUGAGGGUGAAGUGUAGGGUUUCCGAGAUGCUUGACUGGCUUCUGCAGUUCGACCAAAAUCAGAAACAACCAUAUCUGAAGUUGUUCUCCCGCAUACAGCUCGGCCUCAGCAAGACCAUGCCGGUGAUCGUCCUCGAACUCAGCCAGAUACGAAAUCGUGGCAAAGACCUUCGCUCGCCAAUUGACAUGGUCAUGAACGACGGUAUCGGACGCAUGUCGCGCUCGCUGGCACGCAAGGUCCGAGACGUCCUUGGCCUGAGUGAUGUGCCGUCUGCGAUCCAAGGCCGAUUUGGUCCCGCCAAAGGCAUGUGGCUCACGGACAUCUCGGAGGAAGACGGCAAGCUCUGGCUUGAGACAUGGCCAUCGCAACGGAAAUGGGACUCCGACUUCAAAGACCCAGAGCACCGCACCCUCGAAGUGCGCUCACAUGCGAUGGACACCAAAUCUGCCAGCCUCAAUCUUCAGUUUCUCCCCGUCAUGGAAGACCGGGCUAUCGACAAGGACCUGAUGCGAGAGACUAUCGGCAAGAACCUUGUUGACGAGCUGAAUCGCGAAAUCGAAGAACAGAAAAACGCCAUGAAAUACUCUCUGCUGUUCCGACAAUAUGUCAACAAGGGUGCCUCUACUAGGAAGCAGCGGCUUACCAACGGUCGCAUACCGUUCUUGGGUGGUCUUCCCGACUCGUCGGAAGAGAGGAUGAACUUUCUCAUCGAUGGCGGGUUUGAGCCCCAGUCGCAGAAAUACCUCCAAGACCUAAGCUGGAGCCUCAGGCGUGCGCAUUGCGACAAACUACUCAAGAAAAUGAGCAUCAAGGUGCCCGAGUCGGCUUAUCUCUUCAUGGUCAUUGACUUUUGGAACGUCCUCGAGGAGGGCGAGGUCCACCUGUGCUUCUCCUCCAAGUUCCAGACUGACACCUUUUCGGAUUCGAUGCUCCACGGCUGCGACGUGCUGGUGGCGCGCUCACCAGCGCAUUUCGUGAGCGACGUGCAGAGAGUCAAAGCUGUCUUCAAGCCAGAGCUUCAUGCAAUAAAAGACGUCAUCGUCUUCUCGGCCAAAGGAAACGUGCCUCUCGCAGACAAGCUGUCGGGUGGUGACUACGACGGAGACAAGGCUUGGGUUUGCUGGGACCCGGCCAUUGUGUUGAACUUCAAGAACGCAGAGACGCCCGCAAGCCCCAGCUUGGAACGGUAUCUACGGAAAGACAAAACGACAUUUGCCGACCUUGUUGUGCCCUCACGGGGUAAACCAGAUGCCGUGUCCGACAUGGUCAACCGCGGGAUUGCCUUCAGCAUGCGCCCGAGCUACUUGGGAAGCAUCACGAAUUUCAAGGAGAGGCUUUGCUAUCACCUGAACAGUGUCAACAACGAGUACGCACUCAAGCUGAGCGCUCUCCUCAGCAACCUUGUGGACCAAGCGAAGCAGGGAAUUGAGUUUACCGGCGAUGACUGGAAAGCAUUUUGCCGCGAGCAGCUUGAUAGCCACAUGUCCAGUGGCCUGGAAGAGCCGGCUUAUAAAAGCGAUAGUUGGUCAUGUAGCGGGAAGCCGGCGCACAUCGUUGACUAUCUCAAGUUCUCUGUGGCCAAGCCGACCGUCGAAGCUGAGCUACAGAAGUUACAUAAGGCAAUGAACUCAAGAUCUUUAGGCAGAUCAGGACAUAGUUUAGGGCUUCACAGCCUGAAAGACAACGACGAAGAAGCAAAAGCCGAGUAUUGGGAUGCCGAUCUUGCUAAACCACACGAGAUCGUCAGGGAGCUCGCAACAACGAACCCCGAGUUGAAGAAAAUUCUAGAGAAUCUGAUGAAUGAUCUCAGGGACCUCGAGAGGAAGUGGAGCACAGCAAUGGCCACGGACAAGGAAAAGGACAAUGCAGAGGUUCGCCAUCGCAUUCUCGAAGUCUACGAGUCGUGGCGCAACAUCCAACCUCGGUUGAAUUCCGACUCGGAUGAGCCGCUCGAUCCCAUGGUCAAGGCACUACUUCUGCAGCCCUACCUGGGAGACGAUUUCACGCAAUGGGCUCUACUCCGCGCGAGCAUGUUGUUUAAGCAAUGCUACAAGCACAAGCCAGCAUUUGUGUGGCGUAUGGCGGGUAUUCAGCUACAGUACAUCAAGUCGAUGACCAUGGCGGACCGCGACAGCGUCCCCGUCGCUGUGGUGCCGAGUAUGUAUGCCGCUUUGAAACCAGACAGCAAGUACAUAAUGCAGGCUGUCUCUAGAAUGACAGAAGAGGGCUCGGAGUACCCGGUACUCGAAUCUGAUGGCGAGAACGACUGGCAAGAUUGGGAAGGGGAUGAGUGA
This is a messenger RNA of Colletotrichum higginsianum IMI 349063, 4065 nucleotides long. RefSeq names its product RNA-directed RNA polymerase. Gene Ontology annotation, cellular component: nuclear RNA-directed RNA polymerase complex. Gene Ontology annotation, molecular function: RNA-directed RNA polymerase activity. Gene Ontology annotation, biological process: siRNA processing. Lineage: Eukaryota; Fungi; Ascomycota; Sordariomycetes; Glomerellales; Glomerellaceae. Bases 1 to 4065 code for a protein of 1354 amino acids. The transcript is spliced from 3 exons. The record is from RefSeq and is a predicted model, not a curated record.